AUGAGUAAUGCCUUGCUGCCCAAGGAGCGCAAGUUGAUGUGGCUGAGGGCAAGCCACGUCAUUGAUCACACGCAUAAGACAGCGGCACAAUUGUAUACAAGACAUGGAAUCGACAUCGCGAAAAUUGUGUCUCACAAAGCCACCAGGAUGAAGCGGCAGGAAACUAUGCCUACUCAGGUAGGCGAUCAUUUCAAGCCAUUUUCGUGCAUCUCAUUCCGAAAGGACAUCCGAAUACGCGAGGCAAGCCUUCGCUAUUCCGGCCACACCGUCUCAACUUGCUAUAAAUCUUUAAAAAUGCGGCUUCAUGGAAACAAUAAUCGGCAUGAUUCCGAGGUCCAAGGAGUAGGACGCGAAGCGCUGCUCAGCGCCUGUUGUGGACCACACAAUGAACCUCGAUACAUAUUUGAGGAAGGUUUAAAACAGUUCGCCAGUCUACUGGAAUCUCGCAUAUCCGACUAUGAAGAUAUUACGAAAGAUUUGAUGGAGGUUUUGGGCAAAGCCCAACCUGGGUGCUCCUAUCUUGAAAAGCAGACUCAGGUGUGCACGAAAAUUGUCGGCUUCAUCAAUGCUUCAGCGAACCACCAAACAACAGUAGAUGACAUUUCAGACUGGCUUAUGAAAGAAUAUGACGUACCCAUAGCCGAUAGAAGAGAUCACAAGAAUGUUCUACGACAUUUAGUUUUUGCUGUCUUGGGCUGGUCAACCAUGCUAUACACCCCGAGCUUCACAGAGCCGGCUGCCGACUUCUCCACGGCUACCGAAAGGCAAUCAAAUCGAAAUGCAACCAAGCAAAGUCUAAAUCAGUCAUCUCAACGGCCUCUCGGUGCUGUCCUUCGCAGCCACGGACUGAUGCCGAUAGCGUGCCCGCCGGGUUUCGGACCACCUCCUGGCCCUCCAACGCUUCUUACAGUAACCCACCUCAACUUCUGGUCUUUGUCUCGGCUUGGCGACGUCACUAUUUUAUGGGUUGAUGAUCUUUCAAAGCACUGUCCCGAAACGGUUUCGAAAGCUUACUUGGUCGAGGUUCUGCUCAGCUACCGUCUGUUGUUUGGUCAGCACGCCGGCUCUCGUAAGCUCUUUCGCGACAAAGAGCGGGAAGUCAUCAAGAAAAAUGCCUUGAAUGGCCAAAUAGAUCCCUUGCUGGAAGCACUCUGUGGUGUAAAGGACUUAAAAGAGUUCGGAGGAAUCAAAGGGGUGCUUCAUGAGCGUGGGGUCUACAAUGCAGAGACCAGCUUUCCACAUUUAGGUGCUCAGUUGAUGGAGCUAGAAGACUACAGCAGUAUUCAGCGGCCAAGGAACAUCUAUGAAGUCUGGAGUGACGAGAGAGACCCUGAGAGGCUGUUGACUUUCAAGGCACUCAUAGUCAUAGGGGCAGGUCAUGGUAGACAAAUCCAGAAGCUUAGCAUUGCCAUCUGGCGAUUCAGUAUACAAUACUAUAAAUGCUCAGACAAUUGUGUUACGUGUAUACAGCUCAUAGUAUUUGCAUCAUCGGUCUCUCCGGACGUCUGGUCGGCAUAUCAUAACGAUUAA
This is a messenger RNA of Colletotrichum lupini, 1530 nucleotides long. RefSeq lists its product as uncharacterized. Lineage: Eukaryota; Fungi; Ascomycota; Sordariomycetes; Glomerellales; Glomerellaceae. The transcript has 8 exons. The record is from RefSeq and is a predicted model, not a curated record. The coding region runs from base 1 to 1530 and encodes 509 amino acids.